UCGUUCCCGCAAGCUAACUUGGCAGAUAUACAUCCCCGAGCUUAUACUGCGGCUGCAUGUCAUGAUCUACGCAUCUCGAGAGCAUAUCCCAGACAAUUUAAAGCGCACAUUGGAGCUUGCCAACAUUAUUUCUGAUUCAAGGUACAAACUGUAUGAUGAUUUCUUACAUAUUGAUGGCCGGUCGUGGCUCGUCCCCUUCUAUGUAGCAAGGAUGAUAUGUAGGAUGUAGGAUGAAGCAUGAUCUCUCUGCAUCAUGUUUCAUGCAAAGCGCCUUAGUAGCCGCAGAGAACGAUAUUAUCAAAGAAAGAGUUACGCC
This is a messenger RNA of Suillus clintonianus, 316 nucleotides long. RefSeq lists its product as uncharacterized. Lineage: Eukaryota; Fungi; Basidiomycota; Agaricomycetes; Boletales; Suillaceae. The transcript has 2 exons. The record is from RefSeq and is a predicted model, not a curated record. Bases 62 to 229 code for a protein of 55 amino acids.